AUGGAGAACAAAUCACAAUCCCCCGUCAUCACCAAGAAGCACUCGCUUGCCGACAUUCGCUUCCCAUCUCCAGGCUCGGUAUCCACUCAUGGCUGCGAUCAUGUCAAGAGUCAGCUCGAGGCUUCACAGCCGGACCUCAUCAAGCGGUAUACAACCUUGAUGCAGACAGUACACAAGACGGGCGCAAUCGGUCCUCAUCUAUCAAAGUCAUCCGCCAUCUCCCUACGACCAACCUACCUCUGUCUCGAAUGUUCCAACGUCUUUGGAGCAGAACAACGUAGUCAGCACGACAAGAAACACAUACUCUGUGUGGAAUCAAGCAAGGGCAAUAUAUGGUGUCGAGAAUGCGACGACUUUGUCUAUGACAACGCUCUCGAGGAGAUACGGACACAACAAGGCAAGAAACGCAAACAUGCCGUGUUCAUGUCCGACGUUGACAGCAAGAUCCUCGCCGCAAAUGCUGCAGCUACUCCAUGCCGUGCCAAAGGUCUAAGAGGUCUCUACAACAUGGGUCAGACAUGCUUCAUGUCGGUCGUUCUCCAAUCCUUGAUCCACAACCCUUUCAUCCGCGCCUUCUACCUUUCCGUCGGCCAUCGCUCUCUCGACUGCGAACGGGAAGCAUGCACUUCAUGCGCACUGGACGACAUUAUCACAGAGUUCCACAGUACGGAAAAGGCGGAAGGCUAUGGUGCAGUCGCCAUGCUCCAGGGUAGCUGGAAAGGAGGUGGUAACCUUGCUGGAUACCAACAACAAGAUGCACACGAAUACCUACAGUUCAUCCUCAACUCGCUCCAUACCACAAACCUCGAGGAGGACGAGAAGGAAGAAAAGGCCGAAGACUGCAACUGCGUCAUCCAUCGUGCCUUCUGCGGUCUGAUGCGUAGCACUGUCGUAUGCUCAAAAUGCAAAAACGUCACGGCUGCCGUGGACCCCUUCAUGGACCUGUCUCUCGAUCUCAAAAGCUCCGGACCAAAGAAGAAAAAGAACGAGGCACCUGCACCCGCUCAAGCUGUUGACCUGACCGAAUGUCUCGACCGCUUUACUAGCCCGGAAGUGCUACAAGCAUCAGAUUACCGCUGCAGAGAGUGUGACAGCCAACAAAGCGCAACCAAGCGGCUUGCCUUGUCGAGACUGCCACCUGUUUUGCCGAUACACCUGAAACGCUUCUCUCACUCAAAGACCUCAUCAACAUCAAUCAAACUGGAUGCCAAAGUACACUUCCCAACCAUCCUGGACCUUCAACCCUAUGUCAGUCGCCCACGCUCGAAAAAGGGCGGUGGCGAUUCCAACGGAACCAAAAAUGGAGACACUGACAAGGGCACAUCACCAAGACCCCUGUACGAGCUCAGUAGUGUCAUUGUACACAAGGGCAAGAUGGAUAGUGGCCACUAUGUCAGCUAUGCAAGAGAAGGUGAUGAGUGGUUCUUGUUCGAUGACAGUAAAGUCGUGCUCGUCGAGGAGAAGGAAGUCCUGGCUGCCGAGGCGUACAUGCUCUUCUACAUUGUCCAGGAGAUCGAAGUCUAG
Messenger RNA from Aureobasidium pullulans EXF-150, 1524 nucleotides. Its product is annotated as ubiquitin carboxyl-terminal hydrolase-like protein 22. The record is from RefSeq and is a predicted model, not a curated record. Gene Ontology annotation, biological process: protein deubiquitination. Gene Ontology annotation, molecular function: cysteine-type deubiquitinase activity; zinc ion binding. Bases 1 to 1524 code for a protein of 507 amino acids. The transcript has 4 exons. Lineage: Eukaryota; Fungi; Ascomycota; Dothideomycetes; Dothideales; Saccotheciaceae.